CACUUCCCUCGAUGGUUUCAGCAGGAAGACCCUUGCCAGGCUGAUUUAGUUGUGAAGACACCUUGUUUUCGUCCUUCAGCAGGAAAAUGUACUACAAGUUCAGCGGUUUCACCCAGAAACUGACGGGAUCUGGUCCCGCGGCCGCCUACAGCCCUCAGGGGCUGAAGCCGGGUGUGCCAGCAGAGGCCCCAACCAUGAUCUUCGCCACACCCACCAAGGUGGUGUCAGAGGCCGGGUCCACGGUGGAGUACAUGGGAGCAAACAGGGUCCCUGACCUCCAGAGGCUAUUCCAGACGUCGGACGGUGUCCCCAUUCAUUUGAAGCGUGGCGUCCCCGACAGGCUACUGUACCGCACCACCAUGGCUCUCACUGUGGGAGGCGCUCUCUACUGUCUGGUGGCUCUUUACUUCGCAGCCCAGCCCAACAAUAAGUGACCAACAACGCAACCCAGGAUCUCCAUCUAACACCUCAUUCAUCGACCUGACAUUCCCGGCCUCCAUCUGCCCUCGCCAUGCCACCUCUUGGGACUCAAACACAACAUCACGCUCAAUAAUAAAAAUGUCUGUCUUCUUUGUAAAACAAAUGUCUAAGUUAAUAAAUUUUAAGGGGAAACAAAGGUG
Messenger RNA from Sebastes umbrosus (honeycomb rockfish), 620 nucleotides. It is a transcript of the gene cox7a2l, whose product is annotated as cytochrome c oxidase subunit 7A-related protein, mitochondrial. The transcript is spliced from 3 exons. Gene Ontology annotation, biological process: mitochondrial electron transport, cytochrome c to oxygen; regulation of oxidative phosphorylation; mitochondrial respirasome assembly. NCBI's taxonomy places the organism in Eukaryota, Metazoa, Chordata, Actinopteri, Perciformes, Sebastidae. The coding region runs from base 87 to 434 and encodes 115 amino acids. The record is from RefSeq and is a predicted model, not a curated record.